CGAGAUGUGUGUAUAUGUAAACAUAAAAUUAUAAAAUUAAGCUUACCAAUCAUCGGAAAAAUCGCUUCCAAGCGUUGAAUUUAACAAAGAGAACAGGGAAAUGGCUGCUGCCGAGACAGGUGGCAUAGCUAGCAGCAGUGCAGUGUCCUCCGGGCAACGAGGCGUCAGCCGAGUUCUUGCCAAGUUGUCCGAAUCUUUAGCCCGUGGUGAGUUCUACGAGGCGCACAUGAUGUACAGGACGCUUUAUUUUCGCUAUACAGCACAGAAGCGCUAUCAAGACUGUCUGGAUCUGCUCCAUGAUGGGGCACAGCAGUUAAUUGCAAAAGAGCAAGAAAGCAGCGCGGCAGACCUGUGUCUUCUGCUAGUGGACACUCUGGAGAAGCAAGGACAACAUGUUGAGGGCACAGAAAACUUUUUGUGGGUGCCACGCCUCGGAGCCUUGAUUCGCAGUCUUAACGCAGCGACUGUGGAACGCGAAACGCUUAUUCAACGGACCAUUAAGUGGAGCACUGCCCUGCACGGUCAGUACGGCCACCCGGUGCUACACAAGUUAAUAGCGCACUUGUUUUGGACCGAGGGCAACAUAGAGUCGGCUCGCCACCACUACCUGCUCUGCCAGGACGGCAGCCUUUGCGGCAGAGUUCUGAUUGAGAUCAGUCAGAGCAGAGGUUUCCAUGGUGAGGUCGACUUGUUCUUAGUGCAGGCAGUGCUUCAACAGCUGUCGCUUAAAGAUCGCAAGACCGCCGAGGACACGUUCACCGAGUAUACACGCUACCACGCCAAACUUGUCAGGCACGAUUUCCCGUACAAGGAACCGUUGGUCAAUUUCCUGUACUUCCUUUUUCGCCUCAUCGAUACGAAGUGUGUAGCUGGGUUUCGAGCCCUGCGCAAACUUUACGAUCCGUCACUAAGGCGCGACACAUCUUUCCAGAAAAACGUGGACAAGAUUGGAGUGAUAUAUUUCGACGAGCAGCCAGAAGCUGGCCAUGUUGGUUCAUCAGGAUUGGGUGGAAUGUUUGGAGAUAUAUUCAAUCGUCUUAUGGCUGGCUUUGAUGAAGAGGACGCGGAUGAUCAGCGAGCGCCACAAAGUCGUCAAUCCGUAAAUAAUGAGCUGGACUAACAUCAAUUACCAUGCAUCUGUCGAACUCAAUGAAGUUAUUUAAUAUUUUUGUUAUAAUUUUAAUAAGCUGUAUGCGACAUUUUUUAACAUAAGCGUAUAUCCGCGAUAAAGGCAGUGUAAUGUUUUAAAUGGAAAUUAUACAAAAAUGUAUGUCACCAUGA
Drosophila eugracilis is the source of this 1281-nucleotide messenger RNA. Its product is annotated as Golgi to ER traffic protein 4 homolog. The transcript is spliced from 3 exons. The record is from RefSeq and is a predicted model, not a curated record. Gene Ontology annotation, cellular component: BAT3 complex; cytosol. Gene Ontology annotation, biological process: protein insertion into ER membrane. Lineage: Eukaryota; Metazoa; Arthropoda; Insecta; Diptera; Drosophilidae. Gene Ontology annotation, molecular function: protein binding. Bases 101 to 1120 code for a protein of 339 amino acids.